AUGGGUUGCGCAGCGAGUGCCUGUUAUUCCACCGAGCCUUCUACGUAUAAGAUUACGAGGACAGUCACGACUACGAAUGCGGAUGAUGAAGAGGUCACAGUGACGGAGACUGCAACAACCGUUUCAACGCCGUCACAGCCAACAGUAUACCCGACCGGUGCGAUUGAUCAGGGCGACCAACAGGUUGUCUUCAAGUUUUACCCUACGUCCCUGCCCAAAGUCGAGCCCGAGGUGACUAAGGAUGAUGAUAACGGCGGCAGUGGUCUUUCAACAGGAGCCAUCGUCGGCAUCGUCGUUGGUGUCGUCGGCCUCCUGAUCAUCGUGGUGGCCGCAACAUUCAUCAUCCUGCGUCAUUUGAACAAGGUCGUCAAGACAGUGGUUGAGUCCCAGCCGGGAACUUCGACCGGAUCCAGAGCAGCCAAACCAAAGCCUUUUGUUUCCCAGUGCCGGGUCGCUGAUAAGCCUACGCCAUCCGAGAUGACCAGUCCACGACCUUCAACCCGCAGACUCGACUCAGACUCCAGCGGCGCCAUCGGACUCGGCGUCGGUGUCGGCAGCCCUGGCUACGCAUCACCCCCUCUGGAUACUCCAAGCCCAAAUGCGCCAGCCGGCUACCAGGCGGUGCCGACGACUUCCGCGGACCGUCACGCUAGCUACGAUUCCACCUUUCAGGGUGGCGUCGGUUACUUUGACAUGCCCUCGGAGCAAGAACGUCGACGACCAUCUCAGCAGUCGGGCAUCUGGCCGUGGCCGUCGGGCGCGCAACCGCAACGCCAGAGCACCGACUCGCAGACCACGCAACAAGCGUACGCGCAGGGUCACGGACGUCAGUGGAGCAACGCCAGCGAACAGAGCAAUCCCAGCGAUAUGGUUUCGCCCAUUCAUCAGCAUUUCGGGGCGCAAGAGCUGGAUAGUGCCAACGCCAUGGUGCCAGAGCUGCACGCGCAGUCCGCUCCAUCGACUUACCCCCCGGAGUCACCGGUAGACCCACGGCGCAGCAUGGUCAGCGCAAUGAGCUCGACCGUCGCAUCGCCGCGGCAGCCAGCACCUCAUUCCCGAAGGCGGAGCGGUGAGGGGAGAACACACAGCGACAGCGUCACGGCCGCUCAAGCGCCAUUGAGUGUCGUCACGGAGGACACGGAGUUGAUCGGGCACUACGGGCCGCCGGAUUCUGUCGUGGGACAGACGGCCGCCGGGCAUGAGGAAUGGGUCCAAGAGAUGGCGGGUUCCCAGGGCUGGGAUCAACCACAGCAACACAAGUAG
Verticillium nonalfalfae is the source of this 1263-nucleotide messenger RNA. RefSeq lists its product as uncharacterized. Bases 1 to 1263 code for a protein of 420 amino acids. NCBI's taxonomy places the organism in Eukaryota, Fungi, Ascomycota, Sordariomycetes, Glomerellales, Plectosphaerellaceae. The transcript has a single exon. The record is from RefSeq and is a predicted model, not a curated record.